Marmota monax (woodchuck) is the source of this 3100-nucleotide messenger RNA. RefSeq names its product cholecystokinin B receptor (gene Cckbr). The record is from RefSeq and is a predicted model, not a curated record. The coding region runs from base 102 to 1466 and encodes 454 amino acids. Gene Ontology annotation, biological process: phospholipase C-activating G protein-coupled receptor signaling pathway. Gene Ontology annotation, cellular component: plasma membrane. The transcript has 5 exons. NCBI's taxonomy places the organism in Eukaryota, Metazoa, Chordata, Mammalia, Rodentia, Sciuridae. Gene Ontology annotation, molecular function: gastrin receptor activity; cholecystokinin receptor activity.
GGUAGGCGGGAGUCUGAGCCAGAAUCUCGGCAUGAGCAGGUGGAGCCUUGGCGGGAACCCGCCUGGCGGAGCAGAGUGAGGCAGCGGGCUCAGCUGGGGCCAUGGAGCUGCUUAAGCUAAACCGGAGCGUGCAGGGACCCGGACCCGGGCCGGGGGCUUCACUGUGCCGCCCAGGUGGGCCCCUCCUCAACAGCAGCAGUGCGGGCAACCUCAGCUGCGAGCCCCCUCGCAUCCGCGGAGCCGGGACAAGAGAACUGGAGCUGGCCAUUAGAGUCACCCUUUAUGCAGUGAUCUUUCUGAUGAGUGUUGGAGGAAAUGUGCUCAUCAUUGUGGUCCUGGGAUUGAGCCGCCGCCUGAGAACUGUCACCAAUGCCUUCUUGCUCUCACUAGCAGUCAGCGACCUCCUGCUAGCUGUGGCUUGCAUGCCCUUCACACUCCUGCCCAAUCUUAUGGGCACAUUCAUUUUUGGCACAGUCAUCUGCAAGGCAGUUUCAUACCUCAUGGGAGUGUCUGUGAGUGUGUCCACGCUAAGCCUUGUGGCCAUCGCCCUGGAGCGGUACAGCGCCAUCUGCCGACCACUCCAGGCACGUGUGUGGCAAACACGCUCCCAUGCAGUUCGUGUGAUCUUAGCCACGUGGCUGCUGUCCGGCCUGCUCAUGGUACCCUACCCUGUGUACACUGCUGUGCAGCCAGUUGGACCUCGCGUGCUACAAUGUGUGCAUCGCUGGCCCAGUGCACGGGUGCGCCAGACCUGGUCGGUGCUGCUGCUCCUGCUCUUGUUCUUCGUCCCAGGUGUGGUUAUGGCAGUGGCCUAUGGGCUUAUCUCCCGCGAGCUUUACUUAGGACUUCGCUUUGAUGGAGACAGUGACAAUGAGAGCCAAAACCGUGUCCGAAGCCAAGGAGGGCUGCCGGGUGGGGCUGGACCUGGUCCUGUCCACCAGAAUGGGCGUUGCCGAAAUGAGUCUGGCUUGACUGGUGAAGACAGCGAUGGUUGCUACGUGCAACUUCCACGUUCCCGUCCCGCACUAGAGCUGACCACACUGACCGCGCCUACUGCUGGGUCAGGACCUGGCCCCCGGCCCACCCAGGCCAAGCUGCUGGCCAAGAAGCGCGUGGUGCGAAUGUUGCUAGUGAUCGUUGUGCUUUUUUUUCUGUGUUGGUUGCCUGUGUACAGCGCCAACACAUGGCGUGCCUUUGAUGGCCCAGGUGCACACCGGGCACUCUCCGGGGCCCCCAUCUCUUUCAUCCACUUACUAAGCUAUGCUUCAGCCUGUGUCAACCCCCUAGUCUACUGCUUCAUGCACCGUCGCUUUCGCCAGGCCUGCUUGGACACAUGUGCCCGCUGUUGCCCAAGGCCUCCUCGAGCUCGCCCCAAGCCUCUUCCAGACGAAGACCCUCCUACCCCUUCCAUAGCUUCCCUGUCCAGGCUGAGCUACACCACCAUCAGCACCCUGGGGCCUGGCUGAGGGGUGGCAGUAGUGUGGGCUGAGGCAGAACAAACAAGCCCUUAAGCACAAGAUCCCAUCCACAUGCACAAUAAAUACAAACCAAAACUGACACCCAACAGCAUGGACUAGCCCCUAUACACAGGAAAAGGUAAAGGAAGCAGGAAACAAGCUUAUACAGAAAAGGAGGCAUACUUCUGUUAUAGAUGGAGCCUAUCCCCAGAGAUCUGGCACUGACCAUGGACAGCAUCCCUAGCAGGGAAAUAUCCCUAGUCAGUGGGAACUUUGACAAGAUCUGACCUGCCCUUUGCACACACAUACAUUAACAGCUCUGAUUCUUUAGGGGCUAUGGAGCCUGGCACAGGAGUGACUCUGUAUGUUCUAGGCUGUCCCCAGUUUGACCUCACAAACCUUUCCUCAACUAGCACUGAAAAUACCAACAGGCCUAAUCUCACAUCUCCCUGAUCAAUAGGCUGUUUAGCACUGAAAACUACUUCAUCUCUUUCCAGUUAAGAACUGUGGACCUGCCUUCUCCUCCUUCACCAGACUUCUUUUUAAAAAAUAAUAAUAAACUUGGCUUCCUCCUAGACUUCCUUUCUGGACUUUUUCAGAGGCAGGUGAGGAGGUGUGGGAUUUUGUGAAGUCCUCCCUGUCAAAUCCCUUCCAUAGCUUCCCAGUCCUUUGCACCCCCCUGUGCCCAAAAGUCCUUGAUUUGAGGCUAGAUGGGACAGGGUUUACUCUCUUUGAGUGUCACAGUAGCUGGGAGUAGAUGUAGGAGGCAGGAUAUCCAUGACGUGUCAUGAUUCCAUUGUUAAGGUACUAUAAGCAUGGAUGCUUAUUAAAAUUCUGAUGAAAAGAUAAAAGAGGAAGCAUUGCAUAAUAAGACUCAGCAUAUUCAAGGAGUGUCUGAAACACCAGGGAUCAGACCAUGACAGGUGUAUAGAAGUUAAGAGUAGGGCCUUUUUUUAUGGUACAUUUUCUAUCCUCCAUCAUCAGAGCCUGGCCAAAAUCCACCUAAUGAAAGAACCCUGACAGGCUAUAACAAAGAGGCCUAAGGGCAGAGGCUUGGCUGGGUUGGGGGCUGAUGGGACUGUACCUGAAUAGGAGUCUGAGAACCCAGACUCUGGUGUGACUAUAAAACUGAUUGAGCCCCAGAGAGAGGCAGAGACCAGCGACAUCACCUCUAUACACACACAGGAACAGAAGACUUCACCAAGGGACAUACCUGGAUAAUCAAGGGGUAGUGUUAUGAGAGAAGUUCCAGUAAUAAAAGGGUGUUGUGGUUUUGGAUAUGUGGUAUCCCCUAAAAGCUCAUGUGUGAGACAAAGCAAAAACAUUCAGAGGUGAAUGAUUGGAUUAUGAGAGUCGCAACCUAAUCAGUGAAGUAUUCCACUGAUGGAUUAACUGGGUGGUAACUAUAGGGAGGUAGAAUCUGACUGGAGGAGGUAGGUCACGGGAAGUGUGCCUUUGGGACUUAUAUUUUGUCCCUGGUGUGCUGAGAUCACUUUCACUGCUUCCUUGUUGACAUGUGCUGAGCUGCUUUCCUCCACCACGCUCUUCUGCCAUGAUAUUCUGCCUCAUCUCAGUCCCAGAGCUAUUGAGUCAUCCGUCUGUGGACUGAGACAACAAGCUGAAAAUAAACUUUUCUUCCACUA